ACGCCAUUGACAGGAAAAUAGAAGCGUAGUGCGUGCGUUUCUUUUUUGCUGCAAAAAGUCUUUGCUAAAGUGUAGUUUCGUAGGCUGUGUAAGGAACGGUGUACCGUUUUCGUGGCGACCGCGUGCCGCGUUUUAGAAGUUAAUUCCCGCGCUUCAAAUUAGCAUUAAGUUAACGUCCACCCCCCGGGGGUAGCGGGGAUUGUUGUGGUUUGGUAUUGUGCGAAGCGGCGUAUUACCCCCAGUGCAAAGCGAGUGUAAUCACCAGCCAUGGCCGAUCCGCUGAGUCUGCUGCGCCAAUACAACAUCAACAAGAAAGAAAUCAUCGAGCGCGAUGGCCAGAUCAUAUUCGGCGAGUUCAGCUGGCCGAAGAACGUGAAAACCAACUACCUAAAAUAUGGCUCCGGAAAGAAGGGCGCCCCGAAGGAGUACUACACGCUCGAGUGUUUGCUGUACAUUCUUAAGAAUGUGGGCCUGCAGCAUUCGGUGUACGUUCGGCAGGCCGCGGCCGAGGACAUACCGGCCGUCAAUCGGCCGGAUCGAAAGGAGCUGCUGCAGUAUCUCAAUGGCGAAACGAACACCUGCGCCAGUAUCGACAAGAGCGCGCCACUGGAGAUCCCGACGCAGAUCAAGCGGCCGGCCGAGUCGGACGGGCUGGACAGCCUGGCGAAGAAGGCCCGGUACGAGGACACGCAGGUGCAGAAGGUGAAGGAGCAGCUGGCCGCCCGGUUAGACGUGAACAAGAAGGAGGCGUCGGUUAACAUAGACAACAUAAAAUCGCUCUCGGAAACGAUGUCGGUGGAAAAGAUUGCGGCCAUUAAAGCGAAACGUUUAGCGAACAAGAAGGUCACAAUCAAGCGCACCGACAACGACGACGCGAUGGGCGUCGGGCCGGAUCUGCGCGUCAUCCUCGACUUUGACGUCGACUCGACGAAGGACAUCGUGAGCCGGGAGCGGCAGUGGCGCACCCGCACGACCAUCCUGCAGAGCAAUGGUAAAAUAUUUGCCAAAAACAUUUUCGCCAUCCUGCAGAGCAUCAAGAACCGGGAGGAGGGCCGGGGCCGCCCGGCGCAGCAGCCGGUGAAGCUGCCCGAGCCGCCGCGCGUCAUACGGCCGCAGCCCCAACCGACGCAGUACAAUCGUUACGAUCAGGAACGGUUCAACCGGCAGAAGGAGGAAACGGAGGGCUUCAAGAUUGACACGAUGGGUACGUACCACGGUAUGUCGCUGAAGCUGGUAACGCAGGGCCAGGCGGGGCAGAACAAGGCGCAACCGAACAGCUUGAACAACAAUAACAGCAGUAGCAACAACAAUCUGUCGGCCAGCAUGCCGCCGGGCCGGCCGAAGGAGCUGAUACCGACGGCCCAGGCCCGGAUGCUGGCCCAGAAUGCGCCCAGCAAGCGGACGUCGCGCACACCGAUCAUCAUCAUACCGGCGGCGACGACGAGCCUCAUUACGAUGUACAAUGCGCGUGAUGUGCUGCAGGAUCUGAAGUUCAUUACGACCGACGAAAAGAAGCGUGGUGGAUGUUCGCGCGAAACCGAGGUGCUGAUCCAGCGACAGAAGGCGGGCAAUCUGACCGUGCCGUACCGCGUGAUAGACAACCCCUCGAAGCUGACGGCGCACGAUUGGAACCGGGUGGUGGCUGUGUUUGUUAUGGGUCCGGCCUGGCAGUUCAAGGGCUGGCCGUGGGACGGCAAUCCGGUGGAAAUAUUCUCCAAAAUCGCUGCCUUUCAUCUACGGUACGACGAUCUCAAGCUGGACGCAAACGUGGCCAAAUGGGCUGUGACCGUGCUGAACAUUUCGCGAACGAAGCGCCAUCUCGACAAAGCCUGCCUGAUGGCCUUCUGGGAGAAGCUGGACCUCUACAUGACCAAGUACAAACCGGACCUUCGGUUCUGAAUGAAGGCCCCAGCACCUUUCGGGUGGGCGAGGGUAGGGCUGCGAGUGUAAAGGAGCUUAUAUUUCUAGCUCUGCACUGUCGCUUCGGAGGUACCUUUGGGGGGCGCGCGUAAUAAAACAAAACGAUUAGAAUUAUUUUUAAAAGCUCAA
Messenger RNA from Anopheles arabiensis, 2049 nucleotides. RefSeq names its product parafibromin (gene hyx). Gene Ontology annotation, biological process: transcription elongation by RNA polymerase II; positive regulation of transcription elongation by RNA polymerase II. The coding region runs from base 268 to 1899 and encodes 543 amino acids. Gene Ontology annotation, molecular function: RNA polymerase II complex binding. Gene Ontology annotation, cellular component: Cdc73/Paf1 complex. The transcript is spliced from 5 exons. The record is from RefSeq and is a predicted model, not a curated record. NCBI's taxonomy places the organism in Eukaryota, Metazoa, Arthropoda, Insecta, Diptera, Culicidae.